CAUUUCAUUACAAAUAACGACCGUCUUUCCCCAUCAUACGCUAAGAAUCGCCGUCGACUCUGUCUCCGGGAAACUCCAAAUUCAUCGGAAUCGGGCUCUCCUCCUUCUCCCUGAACGCUCGCUGGAAAUUCUUUCAUUUUCCAAUUCCGGUCGUACGUUUACAAUACAUUUGAACCGAUGCAACGACUCGUUGACAACACCCUCGCCAUCACCAAGGAGUCAGUCAAGACAUUCACUUAUGAGUCAUUGAACAAUUUUGUAAGGCUAAUAAAUGGAGUGUCAGCAUUGUUGUUAACUAUCUUGCCCGGAAAGAAUUCUAUCCUUGAAGGUAUUCAUGGUUGGGAACUGCGGCCAACUUUUCGUGGACCUCGACUUCCACGUUGGAUGGAGAAUGGUGUCUCAUCUUUUAACCAGCUCAUUCAUGAACUUUCUGUUGAUUCUGAUGGCUCCUCAAGUUUGGAUUGUUCAUCUGAAGAAGAAGAAGAAGAAGAUAGUGGUGAAAAUGUUUGCCCAGCAACUCCAUUAUCACAAAGUUCUCGAUUCUCCAGAGCAAGCAGUUUUAACAAGCAUAGGAGGCGGCACUGGCUACAUUGGAUCAGAUGCAUCUUUUCAUGGUUGCUCUUUCCCUUAAGGUUUUUGUUGGCCAUCCCUUUUUAUCUUUAUGGUUCCUCUAAAAGGACCUCUAGUGUCUCAGUAGAACUCCAGCCCUCCCAUGUGCAUGCCUCUAGGAGAUCAAAUACUCCCAGGGACCAUGUUGUCCAGCGUGCAACUGACAGAAGGCGUGGUGUUGUUGAGGAUCUUCACCUAGCAAUUGAGAUCUUCAUAGAAACAGUUUUUGAGUUUUUUCACAAGGCUGCUCACUGUGUAUUCUCACCAUUAGACACUUUAAGAAAAGUGAUCAAAUGGUUUUCUUCUAAUAGCACUGAUCAUGGGAAAAUUCCUAAUGAUGGUGUUGCUGUGUCUGUUGCCACCAAUACUCUAUCUGACAAUGAUCCAACUCCUGGAGAACGGAAGACUAGCUUUUAUCAUUCCCUUAAUACAGAUGCUCGGACAUGUAAAGAUGUCAUAACAGAACUUGGGUAUCCUUAUGAAGCGCUUCGUGUGGUUACUGCUGAUGGAUAUGUUCUUGUGUUGGAAAGAAUACCCAGACGUGAUGCUCGAAAGGUUGCUUACCUACAACAUGGAAUAUUGGAUUCAUCCAUGGGCUGGAUAGCAAAUGGAGUGGUUGGUUCUCCUGCAUUUGCUGCCUAUGACCAAGGGUAUGAUGUUUUCCUUGGGAACUAUCGUGGAUUGGUUUCCAGGGAGCAUGUGAACAAGAAUAUAUCUUCACGCCAGUACUGGAAUUAUUCUAUUAAUGAGCAUGGGACACAGGACAUUCCUGCAAUGAUUGAGAAGAUCCAUGAAAUCAAGGUUUCAGAAUUGAAAUCUGAGCAACCAGAAUUGGAGGAAGAGACCAAUAAUGAUCAACCUUACAAACUUUGUGCCAUCUGCCAUAGUUUGGGUGGAGCUGGCAUCCUAAUGUAUGUCAUAACACGAAGGAUUGAAAGAAAGCCUCACAGACUGUCGAGAUUGAUCUUGCUGUCACCUGCUGGCUUCCAUCAUGAUUCCAACUCUGUUUUCACGUUUAUGGAGUACUUAUUUCUUGUGCUAGCCCCCAUUCUCAAACCUCUUAUACCGGCUUUCUAUAUACCUACAAAGUUCUUUCGCAUGAUGCUGAAUAAGUUGGCGCGGGAUUUUCAUAAUUUACCCGCAGUUGGAGGUCUUGUCCAAACCCUAGUUAGUUAUGUGGUUGGCGGGGACAGUUCUAACUGGGUUGGUGUUUUAGGGCUACCACACUAUAAUAUGAAUGACAUGCCUGGUGUCUCAUUUUCUGUUGCUCAUCAUCUUGCCCAGAUUAAGCAUUUGAAGAAGUUUGCGAUGUUUGAUUAUGGGAGUGCAGCUGAAAACAUGCGAGUAUAUGGCACUCCGAAGCCGUUGGAUUUAGGGGAGCACUAUAACCUUAUUGAUAUUCCUGUAGAUCUCGUUGCUGGUCGGAAGGACAAGGUCAUCCGACCAUCCAUGAUCAAGAAACAUUAUAAAGUGUUGAAAGAUGAAGGUGUGGAGGUAUCAUAUAAUGAGUUCGAGUAUGCACAUUUGGAUUUCACGUUCUCUCACCGUGAAGAACUGUUGGCUUAUGUGAUGUCUCGUUUAAUGUUAGUGGAUUCGGCACCAAAGCAGCAAUCUCCUCCAAAACCCUUGAAGCUCAAAAAAAGCCAAAAGGUGUACAGCAACUGAUUAAUACUGCAGCAGAUGCCUGGAAAUCACCUCGAGUUUUUUGUUAGGGUGCUUCUGGUUGUUUGUCGUUCAUCGUGUAUCUGUAUACCUGUACUACUACUUGUUCAUGCACAAGUGGAGAUCUGUUCCCCAUGAAUCUGUAAUUUGUGUCACUACGUAUGGCCUGUUAAGUUCCUUUGUAUUUUUGGGUCUAGGUUUGUUUGUCAAAGUUGUAGUAGAACUGUUGUUUUUUGUUUAGGGCGAGAUUUGCCAAUGUGUAUAUAUAUAUAUAUAUAUAUUCUGUAGUCUCUUAUUACUCUUUUUAGGAAUCUCAUCUUCGGAACCUUGUAUAUUUGGUUAAAAUGCUUUUGAAAAGUUGAACAAGUACCUGAAACUGCAACUUGCUUUCUCAGGGUUAUGAAUA
Molecule: messenger RNA, 2677 nt
Organism: Ipomoea triloba (trilobed morning glory)
Lineage: Eukaryota; Viridiplantae; Streptophyta; Magnoliopsida; Solanales; Convolvulaceae
Exons: 9
Coding region: 178-2274 (698 amino acids)
Biological process (GO): lipid metabolic process
Source: RefSeq, a predicted model, not a curated record